Molecule: messenger RNA, 1896 nt
Organism: Raphanus sativus (radish)
Lineage: Eukaryota; Viridiplantae; Streptophyta; Magnoliopsida; Brassicales; Brassicaceae
Product: suppressor of RPS4-RLD 1-like
Exons: 4
Coding region: 1091-1438 (115 amino acids)
Biological process (GO): negative regulation of DNA-templated transcription
Source: RefSeq, a predicted model, not a curated record
AACAACAGAAUUAGCCCAUUUAAAAACGGGAAUGGUAAGUGGGCUGGCCCAUACAUGUAUAAAAACUUUGGACAAAAUUCGGAGAGAGUCGAAUUGGCGAAGCACUGCAGCUCACGGAACUGGUCCAAAGCGAUCCGAGUUCUCGAUUCUGCUCCUUGCUAAGCAGUGCUCGAUUCUCGACAUAUGGUUUUGUCCUCACGAUCUUCAAUUGGAGCUUUGGAGCAGACAUCAGUUUUGAAGCAGUUACUUGAAUUAGAUGAACUCAUGACUUUCUACAAUAGAGAAACAGAACUUAAAAUCUGGAUUCUAGUGGCAGUUUUGACUUGCUAAAUGGAUCAGCGUACAAGGAAAAAGAGAAUGUAAAAAUCUGGCAGCCAAAUCAAUGUUUCUGAUUUACAUGAUCAUUUUAUCUGAAAGUUCUGUUCGGUUAGGGGGACUCUGUCGAUUAUAGGAAGAGGGACAGCUUAUGCAUUCCAACGAGAGCUUCAAAAAUGCUAUAGCUGAUUUUACUAAGGUAUUUGUAUUUGACAAGAAUUGUUACCACAGUGGGACAGGCUCGUGCUGCUCUUGGGGAAUUUACUGAGCUUUCCAAGUCUUGUCUGCUUCUGUUCUUUAAUUAUAGCUAAAAGCGUAAACAAGAAAUGUAUUUUAUGGGACUCUGUUCGUCUCUGCAUGUUUAUUAAUUGAUGAAGAAUAUUUUCUGAUAAGAAUCCAGUAAUUUGGAUAAGCCUCUGAUUGAUGUCUGUGAUUAAGCCUGUUUAAUGCUAGCAUUCUAUGGUUAAAAUCCAGAAACGUUCCUUGUUCACACUCUUAAGCUACUCUUUGGUGAUAGGCGGUUGAAGAUUUAACUCAAGCACUGGUUUUGGAGCCAAAGUCACCUGAUAUAUUGCAUGAAAGGGGUGAGUGCCCUUAUGCUGUGCUUCCUUUUACAUCUUGCUACAUAUUCAGUUUUGAUAUUUUAAUACAUGUUUUCUUUGGUGAAAACCCAUUAAAGUACUAGUGCUGAACAGUGAAAACCUCCAUGUACGUAAAAUACUCUUGGAUGCUUAAUCUCUAGCAGCCCUAAACGUUUCGCUCACUGUAAAAAUCAAUGUUAUCCCUUUUAAUUCUGCAGAAAGAGAUUGCCUUGUACGCAGCUUCCAAAGCUAAUAGUGAGUUUUUCUGCUUUGAUAUUGAUGGGACCUGGAUCCAAUGUUCAAGGGGAAGACUUGGGUAUGAUUUUGCAAUUAGAACUUCAUGUACACCUGCAAGGUGGAGUGAUUUUAAUGAAGAAAUGACUUCAGCUUGGGAGGCUUUUGGCAAUGCCUAUUUUGGAGAGAACUACGGUUCUACUGACCUCGACGCUUUAGAAACAGUUAGAGACGUUAUCUUACGCUUGACAUAUCACUGGUACAGUUUUAUGUUGUUAGCUCGAGGGACUGCAGUAACGGAUUUGUAGUGUUACUAGGACUUCUGCUAGCUGCUAACAAGGAGUUCACUGAGAGUAUCCCAAAAGGGUUAGAUUUGGAAGCUAUACGUAAUGUUGAACCGGUUUCCUUUGUUGUUUCGAUCGGUUAAGUCUUGGUUAUACCCUUCCCUGAAAAUCAACGCGUCAUGGAGAGAUCACCCGGAAGUUUCCUCGGCUUUUUCAACAACCGGAUCGGUUGUGGCCGCGCUUAGCACUUACAAUGAUUGAGUUACAAAAUUUGUCAACCAAUCUGUCAUAAGAGUUGAAGAAAAGCUAACCGACAAACAUACAAUCCAUCACCCCGAGGUUUCCUGCUUGUGAUGUUUAUGUAUUUGAAAACAAAAGCAUACGUACAAAAACUUUGAUAGGGUUUUUAUAUGAGUUUUUUAUAUUCUGAAAUUAUAUUUAUCGAAGUCUUAAAAGUCUACGAACGACCACUCGUUUGGGUU